This is a messenger RNA of Penicillium lagena, 1731 nucleotides long. RefSeq names its product fungal specific transcription factor domain-containing protein. The record is from RefSeq and is a predicted model, not a curated record. The transcript has 3 exons. Gene Ontology annotation, cellular component: nucleus. Lineage: Eukaryota; Fungi; Ascomycota; Eurotiomycetes; Eurotiales; Aspergillaceae. Gene Ontology annotation, biological process: DNA-templated transcription. Gene Ontology annotation, molecular function: zinc ion binding; DNA binding. Bases 1 to 1731 code for a protein of 576 amino acids.
AUGUCGCGAGAAGAAAGUGAAAACAAUGCUUUUUGCGACCUUGCCGAGGAAAACAUUGACCCUCGGAUCCAGCAGCCACCCGCCGUUAGCGGCUCUAUCGACGAGGAUGUCGCUCACGGUCUCCCACAGAAGCAUGAGCUAUACUCUAUCUUAGAAUCUUACUUUGACGGACCCCAUUACUUCUGCUUCUCCGCCUUCAUCCAUCGCCCCUCAUUUAUGAAGAUGUUGGAAAACAACCUCAUUCCGAGAUCCUUCCUUCUCAUUGUGCUCGCAAGCGGCCACCGCUACACCAACCCCAACUCCACUCUUUCGGAACGGUGGGCAGACGAGUGUCGAAAUUUGCUGGUCACAGAAAUCUUCUCUCGUAUUUCUACCGUGAACCUACAGAGUCUCUUGCUUCUUCAGCGUUUUGAGUGGCACCGCGGAGCUCACUUGGGGUUUUGGUUUAUCUCUGGUCUUGCUGUACGCAUGACCAAUGCCCUGCAGUUACACCUGGAGCCGUCGAAUCGUCGCGACGCGAACACUCCCGCGCUUCCAGUUACCGUAAUGGAGACCCGGCGCCGUCUGAUAUGGAGCUGCUUCGUCAUGGACUCAGUCCCGGAUGCGUUUCAUGCAGGCCACAGGCCGAUAUACUCGGCAAUCAAUCCAUCUGGUGUCCAGGCCAGGCUUCCAUGCGAUGAGUAUUCCUACGAGCGCGGAUUGGCUGCUAGUGGUGGCUCUUUGACCGGCAAUCCUGGUAGUGGACCUUCGAGUGCCUCUGCCUACUUGGUUCGAAUGGUAGCCUUGCGAAUGAAGAUUCUCAACUACGCCGUAUCUUCCAUUACUCCACAUUUUGCCAGUCAAUUUUCUUGUCUCCCGUGGGAACAGGGUUCAAAAUUCUAUGAGCUUUGCAAAGAGCUCGACCAGUUCAAGACUUCUCUGCCAUCUGAUUUACUCCAGCCAACUGCUACCUCGGUAAAACCCGCAGGCUCCAUCAUUCUUCAUCUAACAAUUCAUGUUAUGUUUCAUGCAGCUUCUGUCGACCUUUUCCGAAUCGGCACACACUUGGCGCGUCGGCGCAGUUCUACCCCGAAACCACCUGCCCCAUUUGUUCUCAGCUGCAGACAGUCUCGCAUUGAUCAUGCUCUUGAGAUAACCCAAGUGGUCUCUGAUUGGAUGCGCAAUCACACCUUGGAGCACGAUCCUUUCGUUGCCAUCUGUUCUUGUGUAGCAAUUAGGGUCUUGGUGGUUGAGAGAUGGGACGGCAACAAUGAACUUGUGUCUCUCAGCUCGCCGGAUGUCAAGGAUCGAUUAGAGAUGUGCCGCAGCGAGGCAUCUCAUGUAGAGACUGUCUCUCGCUCGGAGUCCCCAGGCCUUGAUACGUACGGGACACUGGGAUCCAUUCAGAAAGCCAGGGCAGACCACGAUAUUGAGUCUGCUUGUACAUCAUCUUUAAUUCCAUUAUCCAAGGCCACAGAACAUAUAUCGUCUGGCAAGAAUACAAAAAAUGUUCCGCCACCAGCCCACACGGUACCCUCGAGCGGAAAUAUACCGAAUGUGUAUCUGCGAGAAAGUGAUGAUUCCCUCAGUCCCGACGCUCUCCGCAUUGUUUCUAAUUGGGCAGAUGGUACAUAUGACCUGGAGGCAUCCCAGGCGCAAUUUGACUCGGGAAAUCUUGAUUUUGGCUGGGGGUUUGGGUUGGAUGACAUUUUUGCGGAGACGGACAACAGCCUGAACCCUCCGCUACCUUAA